Molecule: messenger RNA, 3004 nt
Organism: Striga asiatica
Lineage: Eukaryota; Viridiplantae; Streptophyta; Magnoliopsida; Lamiales; Orobanchaceae
Source: the annotation of a GenBank genome assembly
AACCCGGUUCCCGUGCAGGCCUAAAGAAUAUGGUUAACGGGUCUGGCCCAUCAUGUAUACACUACACCGAACUUCACUAUCACUCAAUAGUCAAUAGUGCAGACGUUUUGCCGCCCACCGCCACGUAAUCAGCUCCGGCCUUCCACCACCUUCUCCUCUAUUUCCCCUUUCACACUCGCUCAAAACCCGCCAUUCGCCUCUAUUCCCAUUCAAAUUCUCCCCUAAACCCUCUCUCUAACCCUACCUCACUCUCUCUCACGCACUCGUCGUACGUGAAAAUAUGAUUCCGCACUCGUACGCCACGGACACGCAGACCAAAUCCGCGGAGCUGGCCUCCGCCGUCGCGGCGGCGUCGUCUCCGGCGCAGAUCGCCGCGGCGUGCGCCGAUGUGGAGUCGUUCCUCCGAAAGCACACUCCCGACCAGCAGAGGUGGUUCUUCUCCAUCACUUUCCCAACCCUAAUAUGCAGAGUGUUCGGCUUCGAUGACCCCUCGCCUCCUUCGGCUGCUAUCAAGCGCCACUCAUCCAACGGAUGGAUUGACGUUGCUGCUUCUGAAAAUGAUUCGGAGCUUGCAGGUAGAAUUUUCAGCCUGCUGUCGCCAAAUGGUGUGCUGUUGUCUUCAGUUUCUGGGAUCGAUCGUCUUUCUCUAGUUAAAUACGUUUUCCCUACUGAAAGAUUACCAGAGUGGGUUCGUUACAUGCUUCAGAAGGAGCAAGACUAUCGGGCAUUGACUGAUUUGUGUCCUUUGUUGAAGAACAGGAUUAAGGAAGAUUCAUUAAAGGGUUCAUCGUAUCAGAUCCAGUUGAAUGUUUUUGAAUAUUACAUGUUUUGGUUUGCUUAUUUCCCUCUUUGCAGAGGUAAUAGUGAGGGUACAGAGACAGUGAAGGUUCAAAGGACCAAAAAGUUUAGGUUGGAGAACUGGUCAUAUUCAAUUCCUGGUCUUGCAAGUACUAAACGUGAAACGGAAAAGAAGACUGAGAGUAAUCUAUACAUAAGACUUCUAUAUGUCUAUCUUCAUUCGUUUGUGCCUGUCCAAGACUUGAAUGUCCAGCAGCCCUACCGUAGUUCCUUACUUCAGUAUUCUUCUGGUUAUGAUAGUUCUAGUCUGGAGAGAGCUGAGUUUGUGGUCAACACAAUGAUACAUUUCUGGCUGGUUGACAAUGAUUUUUCACCCUUGCCAGUCAGUUUGUCAAAGGCAUUUGGUGUAACUUUCCCUUUUAAAUCUGUGCUGGGAGAGACUCCACCUACCCCAGGAUUGGGUGACGUGUUAAAUGUCUUCGUUAAGUAUUUGGACAUGAAUUCGUUUUCAGCUAUGGAAGGGCAUAAUCAGGUUGAUUAUGUUCGGACUCUUGGGUGGGGAGUUUCAGGUUCAUUUGAUGCUGUUAGGGAUUCUACUCUGAGUUCUCAUACAGUUGGACCACGAAACAUGUUGAUUCAGAGGCCAUUGUACAGAUAUAUCUUGAGAACCUUUCUGUUCUGUCCAGUGGAAACAUCCAUAAAAAAUGCAUCUCAAGCAUUUUCUGUCUGGAUCAACUAUAUGGAACCUUGGUCAAUUAAUUUUGAAGAAUUUGCCGAUCUUAAUCAAACAUUGGGGCUUUCUACCGGAAGUUCAGCAAACAGUGCCAGUAACUCAUCAUCUCCAGGAUAUUCUUCCUCUUGGCAGGGUUUCAUAUUGGCCAACUACUUGUUUUAUAGCUCCUUGGUCAUGCACUUUAUUGGAUUUGCACAUAAGUUUCUUCAUACAGACACGGAAGUUAUUGUUCAGAUGGUCGCUAAGGUAAUAAAUAUUCUAACAUCAUCGGCAGAGCUCAUGAAUCUCAUAAAGAAAAUUGACACUGUUUUCCAUUCAAAAGCGGUUGAUUCCUCUAAAUCAGGGCUCAGCUCAUUCAACAGAUAUAUUCCAACCAUUCUUCAACAGCUACAGGUAUCUGCCAUGGCUUGUACUUCUCUGAUACAUUUUCAUGUCCAAAAGUUCUGGGCCCAGGAUUGGGAGGAUGGCCUAUGUGAGAGUGAUGCUGAUGGAUCCUUUUUGCAUGACAACUGGAACAAAGAUUUACGACUCUUUGCCGAUGGCGAAGAUGGUGGGCAGCAUUUGCUUCAGCUCUUUCUGUUGCGUGCAGAAUCCGAGCUACAAUCAAUCUCGGGAAACAAUUUGUCACAGAACCUUCAGUGCCUUGACUCCCUCAAGGCACAACUAAGUCAGUUAUAUGGCAGCUCCAUCACGAGACCCUCACCCGGACCCCACCUUCGUUCUUCAGACAGCCAGCAAUUACGGGACGAGAUAUUCAGUCCCAGAAGAUUUGGCAACCAAAAAAGGACUGAGAUUAAAUACAAAGGCGACUGGAUGAAAAGGCCUUUCUCGAACGACGAGAUUGCUUGGCUGGCCUCAUUUCUUGUCUACCUGUCGAGUUGGUUGAACGAGAAGCUCGGGCUGAACCAAGCUGAUUUUAGCCAGGCGUGCGCCAGUAAGUCUUAUGUGGAGGUGCAGGGUGGUGAUGUGACGAGUGUCUGUGGGCCCAUGGAGACUUUGAAAGUGAUUUUCUGCUCGAUUGUUUCAUGGGCUGUGUGGCUGGUCCAAAUGGGAGUCUGUUUCAUGAGAAGUCAUGGUUUGAGGGUCAAUCUGAGGUUGUUGGCCUCAAAAAAAAUAGUCGUGAUGGUGUUUGUCUUUGCCACCGUCAGUAUCGUAAAGAGAGCUCUGGCCCUGAAGAAAGAUAUGUAAGAUGAAAAAGGAUAAAUAUAAGAUAAAGAGUAUCGUUCAUGAACUGAAGAAAGUGAUGGUAUGAAUACACAGAAAUGGAGGGUGGAUUGUAUUUGGCUUCUUGUUAACAGUUUUGUUUGGUGAAAUUUUGAUCUUAAAAGCUGGUUUAAGGUGGUGAUUAUUGCAUAUUUUUUACAUUCGUAGGCUGUUCUUUCAUCUUUGCUUGUUUAUUGAUGCCUGGGAAUUGCGAAUCUUUUGUGUAUGGGUUAAGCGAGUGAAAUUUUCUGAACAGUUGUUAAUUUUUGA